Aethina tumida (small hive beetle) is the source of this 1534-nucleotide messenger RNA. Its product is annotated as zinc finger protein 558-like. The transcript is spliced from 2 exons. Bases 55 to 1500 code for a protein of 481 amino acids. NCBI's taxonomy places the organism in Eukaryota, Metazoa, Arthropoda, Insecta, Coleoptera, Nitidulidae. The record is from RefSeq and is a predicted model, not a curated record. Gene Ontology annotation, biological process: regulation of transcription by RNA polymerase II. Gene Ontology annotation, cellular component: nucleus. Gene Ontology annotation, molecular function: zinc ion binding; RNA polymerase II cis-regulatory region sequence-specific DNA binding; DNA-binding transcription factor activity.
UUUUUAAAAGUUUUUAUUUUCAAAAAUGUAAACACUUUAAAUAAAAUAUCAAAAAUGUUAUCACAAGAAAAAUUAAGCAAAUAUAACAAUAAAUGUAGAAUAUGUCUAACAGAAAGUGCUGUUAAAGUUCCAUUUACGGCUGUUUUAGACAACAAAAAUUGUGAAAUAACUGUGGCAGAUGCAUUAAAAGAAGUAAUGAAUGAUUUGGGUUCUAAAGAGUUUCACAUAUUAACGUACAUUUGCAGAAUGUGUCAAGGAUUUUUGAGUAUUGCCUAUGAUUUAAUAAAACAGUACAAAACAGCCACAGAAAUUUUAAAAGGAUGUUGUGAAACACCUCACAAAGAACCAAAAGGUACUGGAAAUGUGGAACUAAUCAUUGGACAGGAAAAGUACAAUCUUAAUGAAGUUUUGAUAGUUGAAGAACAGUCUAAUAAUAAAAUAAAUUAUGAAGGAUUUCUAAAAAACUUGGGAAGCACAAUUUCGGCAAAAUUCGUAGACAAAAAUUACAAAAGUAAACCUGUGGAACCAGAAUCUGAAUUGGUUGUUCUGAAAAAGGAUAAGACUGAAAAUAAUAUCAUCAUUGAAGAGCUUUUAGUAAAUGAUUGUAUGAACCAAGACACACCUAUAAAUAUUGACCAGUUUAUUAUCGAGACUUCUUCUGAUAUUCCACAUCAAAUUAUUCCAAUGCAAAUGGUCUCAAACACAAAUGUUUACAAAUGUGAUACUUGCCAAAAGGAGUGCAGUUCAGAAGUGCGGCUUUUCAACCACAUGAAAAUAUGCAUGGAUAACGUGUAUGCAGAUGUACAAUUGAAAACAUUCAUCUGCCCUAUUUGUAAAGGCUCUUUCGUAAAAAGAGACGCUUUAAUGCAACACAUUCAAACAACACAUGGGCACACAGAAAAAGCCUUCUUCUGCAAUAAAUGUGAUCAUGUGGCAUAUUCAUCGAGUGCCUUAACUUACCACAUGCAUCUACACAAAGAUAAAUCAUAUCAGUGUGAAAUUUGUGGCAGGGUCUUCAAAACAAAAUUUCUACUGACUAAUCACAAACAGACUCAUGACCCAGUUACAAAAGUGUUGUGUCCAAUUUGCGGGAAGGGUUUUAAUUAUAAAAAUGGACUGUUUUACCACAUGAGGAUACACAACAAGGAAAGGUGUUAUAGGUGUGACUUUUGUGAUAAGUCUUUUUAUAUGUUGAAUUCAUUAAAAAGACACAUGAGGACGCACACGGGGAUUCGGCCUUAUGGAUGCAGUUACUGUGCCAAAAAGUUUUUUUCCAAAGGGGAAGUGAGCAAACAUGAAAUGUUGCACACUGGAGUGAGACCCUAUAAAUGUCAGCAUUGUGGGCAGGGAUUCAUUACCAAGUUUAACUUGAAAAAGCAUUAUUUGACUCAUGGUGGUCCUUACACAUGUGAAUAUUGUGAUAGGAAUUUUAUAGGAGAGAGUUAUUUGAAUAUACACAAGAAACUUAAGCAUAAAGAGUUAUUUAACAUUUCUGUUUAAUGUUUCCAACUGUUAUUAAUAAAUUAUUGAAGAA